Pelodiscus sinensis (Chinese soft-shelled turtle) is the source of this 4126-nucleotide messenger RNA. The record is from RefSeq and is a predicted model, not a curated record. NCBI's taxonomy places the organism in Eukaryota, Metazoa, Chordata, Testudines, Trionychidae.
UCCUCAAUACCAAUUGGCUAGACUCUAUCAGCUGCAGUUGAGCUCAAGCUGCUGCUAAAGAGCAGUAUUGAUCUGAAGGGUAAAUGUGUAGGGACUCACAGAGAGAGAUUCAGUCAUUUCUGAGAAGAGAGACAACCUCUUCCAGGAAGAAAGUGUUUUCCACCUGUCUGCCAUGCCUGUGAGAUCCUUUGUGAAUGAAGGGGGACACCAAAAAGGGCAGUUUCAUGCCAGAAUGAUUUAGAGGGAAAAAAGGUAUUACCACAGUACAAGCUACUGUGCAUGCUGUUGCUGCUCUUGCUGUUGCUACUGCAGUUUCAUCUGGCAGACAACUGGAUUUACGGAGAGAAGCGGAGACUGGAGAAAAGGAGGGAGAAAGGAAGGUACUGGAACUUUCUUCUGCACUUCCAAUAUGGUGGACAAGCAGUUUUGCCGGAUCAGGCUAUUAAAGCAUUCCUAUUAAGAUUUUAGUGACCAAUCAAGUGGUGACUUUGAAGAAUGAAGCCAGCUAACGUGGCAUCAUAAACUCAGACAUUGAGGAGUUCAACACAAACGAAAAAAGGCUGUACAGUAUGCAGCUACCUGGAUGGUGUUGAUUGAAAACUUAGAUUGCCCCCAAAUCACCACUGAUUUGACUGAUGUCUUUGCUAUAUCAGAGAGAGGAUUUCAAUUAAGCAACGCAUUUUUCUUCAGAUGAAAACUUUGGUGAAGCUAGUGUAUCACUAACUUCACGUGCUUCUCCUGUGUUCUCUCCUUACAAUUCAUUCCAGCAGACUAGCUGAUGGCUGAGGUUCUUUCCAUGUCAUCCCAGUGCUGGCUGUGACCUUCUCUGUCCAGGUGCAUCAACUAUCUGCCACAACUUCACUCUUAUCAUCUCCACUGCUGAACUGACACCGAGCCUGUGGCUACCUCAAUUGACCUGUCCCUUUAGAUGGAAUUUAAUGCAGCAAAAAUCUUGUCAUCAGAAGGAUUAAUGUCUGCAUUAGCAUUUCUGCAAUAAAAUCUGAAGCUAAAUCUUGGAGGCCACAGACAGCUCAAACUUGGAUUCUACAGCUCUGCAUUAAGUGCUGGAGUUUUUAUUACUUGCUGUAGGAAAGCCUUUGCCAAUGCUUACAAGGAACAGUUUAUCCCUGCUUCUUUGGGUCCUGUUUGACGGAGGUCUCCUAACACCACUGCAUCCACAACUACAGCAGACUUUAGAAGCAGAGCCAAGAGAAAAUGUUGUCACAAUGCCAGGGAGGAGGUCAUCCUUCCAGAGGGUCAAACGAGGCUGGGUAUGGAAUCAGUUCUUUGUGCUGGAGGAAUACAUGGGCUCUGAACCCCAGUAUGUGGGAAAGCUUCAUUCUGACUUGGACAAGGGAGUGGGCACUGUUAAGUAUACCCUCUCGGGUGAUGGAGCUGGCACGGUGUUUACCAUUGAUGAGACCACAGGGGACAUACACGCCAUAAGGAGCCUUGAUCGAGAGGAAAAACCUUUCUACACACUCCGUGCUCAGGCUGUGGAUAUAGACACCAGAAAACCACUGGAGCCUGAAUCAGAGUUCAUCAUAAAAGUGCAGGACAUUAAUGAUAAUGAGCCAAAGUUCCUAGAUGGGCCAUAUGUUGCCAGUGUUCCAGAAAUGUCUCCAGUGGGGGCCUACGUACUUCAGGUCAAAGCUACAGAUGCUGAUGAUCCAACAUAUGGAAACAGUGCCAGAGUAGUUUAUAGCAUUCUUCAGGGACAACCAUAUUUCUCCAUUGAUCCUAAAACAGGUGUAAUAAGAACAGCUUUGCCAAACAUGGACAGAGAGGUCAAAGAACAAUAUCAAGUCCUCAUCCAAGCCAAGGAUAUGGGAGGACAGCUGGGAGGAUUAGCUGGAACUACCACUGUAAACAUAACUCUCACCGAUGUCAAUGACAACCCACCCAGAUUUCCCAAGAGUAUCUUCCAUUUGAAAGUACCCGAGUCCUCACUUGUUGGUGCAGCUAUUGGAAAAAUCAGAGCUGUGGAUCCUGACUUUGGGAAAAAUGCAGAAAUUGAAUACAACAUUGUUCCAGGAGAUGGAGGGAAUUUAUUUGACAUCACCACAGAUGACAACACCCAAGAAGGGGUCAUCAAACUGAAAAAGCCAUUAGACUUUGAAACAAAAAAGGCAUAUACCUUUAAAGUAGAGGCUUCCAAUGUGCAUCUUGAUCAUCGAUUCCACUCUGUGGGUCCGUUCAAAGAUACAGCCACAGUGAAGAUCAAUGUGUUGGAUGUGGAUGAACCUCCAGUUUUCAGCAAGCCUGUGUACACCAUGGAGGUUUAUGAGGAUACUCCUGUUGGGACCAUUAUAGGUGCUGUAACUGCACAGGACCUUGAUGUUGGCAGCAGUUCUGUUAGGUAUUUCAUAGAUUGGAAGAGUGAUGCCGACAGCUACUUUACAAUAGAUGGAUCUGAAGGAACCAUUGCAACUAAUGAGUUGCUGGACAGGGAAAGCACUGCACAGUACAAUUUCUCUAUAAUUGCAAGUAAAGUUAGUAAUCCAUUAUUAACCAGCAAGGUCAAUGUUAUAAUACAUGUCUUAGAUGUCAACGAAUUUCCUCCAGAAAUUUCAGUGCCAUAUGAGACAUCUGUAUGUGAAAAUGCAAAACCAGGACAGGUAAUUCAGACUGUCAGUGCUGCAGACAAAGAUUUGUCCCCUGCUGGGCAAAGAUUUUCCUUUAGACUGUCACCUGAGGCAUCCACCAAACCAAAUUUCACAGUCCAAGACUACAGAAACAACACAGCUGGAAUUGAAACCAGAAGAAGUGGCUACAGCCGUAGGCAGCAAGAGUUGUAUUUCCUCCCAGUUGUGAUAGAAGACAGCAGCUAUCCUGUACAGAGCAGCACAAACACAAUGACUAUCCAUGUUUGCAGAUGUGAUUCUGAUGGUACCAUCCUAUCCUGCAAUGUUGAAGCAAUCUUCCUACCAGUAGGACUCAGCACAGGGGCUCUGAUUGCAAUAUUGCUGUGUAUUGUUAUACUUCUAGUCAUUGUUGUGCUCUACAUAGCACUGCGAAGGCAGAAGAAAAAAGACACCUUGAUGACUUCUAAAGAAGACAUCAGAGACAAUGUCAUCCAUUAUGAUGAUGAAGGAGGUGGAGAGGAGGACACCCAAGCUUUUGACAUCGGUGCCCUGAGGAAUUCAAAAGCGAUUGAAGACAACAAAAUACGCAGGGAUAUAAAACCAGACACCCUUUGUCUGCCACGUCAGAAACCACUAGUGGAAGACAACACAGACAUUAGAGAUUUUAUUAAUCAAAGGCUGCAGGAAAAUGAUGUGGAUCCUACUGCACCCCCUUAUGAUUCACUGGCAACCUAUGCCUAUGAAGGAAACGGAUCUGUAGCAGAGUCUCUGAGUUCUAUAGAUUCACUUACUACAGAGGCAGACCAGGAUUAUGAUUACCUAGGUGACUGGGGACCCCGCUUUAAAAUCUUGGCAGACAUGUUCGGAGAAGAAGAAAAUUAUAACCCCGAUAAAGUCACUUAGGAGAGGGGGAGAAACCCCAAAGGAAAAAAUAAGAAAAGUAGACCAACGAAUUAAAAAUAAAACCCAAGCUUUAUAGGACAAGAUUCCCUUGAUUAUGAAAAGACCUGUUUCCAGCAAGUUACUAUAUUUAUCAUAUUGUCAGUUUUGAUUUGUUCUGCAAAGGGAGGAUAAAUCCUGUGAGACACUUUUUUUGUUGUUGUUUUUUGUUACUUUGGAAAAACACUGAGACAAGCUCAGGCCUAUUAGCUACAAUUUAAUGACAUGACAAUGUAGACAGAAGCUAGCUUUCUGGCAUCAUGGUGGAAGAGUGGUAGAUUUUUCUUAAUUCCACUAAAGUGCCUAUUGAAACUUUUAUCAUUUUAAGUGGUAAAGAUUCUGCUUUGAUGGCGUUACAGAACUGAACUGUAAACUGGAAAAAAAAGACAUUAACUUUAUGUCAAGAAGCAAUAGCAACAUGCUGACUUCUAGUUCUUUUAAAACAAAAAUGAAGAUAACUUUCUGGAGCACAUCCAGUGACUACAACUCAAGGGGUAGUGUUUUGGAUUUUAAUUUUAUUUUAUUGUAAGGAAUAAUAAUAACUGUAUGCCAAGAUAUCACAAUUCUUCUGCCCAUGUUUCACUGAAAAAAAUUAAUAAAAA